Messenger RNA from Ziziphus jujuba (common jujube), 765 nucleotides. RefSeq lists its product as uncharacterized. The coding region runs from base 153 to 569 and encodes 138 amino acids. Lineage: Eukaryota; Viridiplantae; Streptophyta; Magnoliopsida; Rosales; Rhamnaceae. The transcript has 3 exons. The record is from RefSeq and is a predicted model, not a curated record.
UGGGACCCCAGCUAAAUUAAUUUAUAAUGUAGUCAUUUUUAAGAAAGAAUAUAAAGGCCCCAUUUUCAUAUAUCAGAGAGUUCCUUCCAAUUCAUGUGAUCACCUUCUUUUGUUUCUUCUCAGUUGAAGUUGUUGAACUUAACGCCAUAGCUAUGGAGGACCAGGAGACGCCUAAUGGAUGGCCUCUUGGGCUUGAGAUUAUGAACAUAAGAUUUAGAGUGGUGGAAAGCCUAUCAGCAGCUGCGGAACCCUACUCUUUGCAUGUACCCUCUGCUAGUUUCUCGUCCUUUACAUCCUCCAACCUUGACACUGAGUCCACAGCAUCCUUCUUCCAAGACCACAGUGUGCCGUUGGGCAGGCUAAUUGGGAUAAGACCAGGUAAUGGAGGACGUUUGUAUUUUGCAAACUCAUUUCGCUUUGAAGAACAUGCGAGGAUAGCUAGAGAAGGUACACAUUCUAACGUCUCAAGAGGAGGACGCGAAGUAGAUAUGUGCAGAGGGAUUUGCAUACCAAUAUUGCUUGGUGCUUUAGUGAAGAUGAGCCGAAGCAAAAGCAAGUGUAAGAGUUGAUGUUUGAACUUUGAUUGCAUAAACUAAUCACAUGUUUACAAACUAUUCACACAAGGAAAAUAAACUUGCAUAACAUGUAUCGAUUUCCUGCUGUCCAUUUGUUGAUAGCGACAGAGUUACUCCCUGUAACUUACUCAAAAUUUUAUCUCAAUCAUCAUUGGAGUUAAAAGAUCAUGAUGGUUACCCUUUUAUUAUC